This is a messenger RNA of Mizuhopecten yessoensis (Yesso scallop), 10343 nucleotides long. RefSeq lists its product as uncharacterized. The record is from RefSeq and is a predicted model, not a curated record. Gene Ontology annotation, cellular component: centrosome. The transcript is spliced from 28 exons. Lineage: Eukaryota; Metazoa; Mollusca; Bivalvia; Pectinida; Pectinidae. The coding region runs from base 354 to 5672 and encodes 1772 amino acids.
GGCACUUGGCAUGGCCGAAAUGUUUUUGUCGGAUUAUUCUGGAGAGUGAAAAAAGACAUACACUGCAUUUCUCUCAAACGAUUUUGACUUACAGACAUUCUCUUCACAUUCGGGGACACAAUUUUCUUGCAGGAUAGGACACGAACAAAUAAUAUCGUCGUUUGAUUCAUGGAAAAAUUAAGGUGGCGUUCAGAACGCAGAUGACUUGAAAAGUGAUGAGGGAAAGUUGCGAUAGUUGACAUAAUUACCAUGGAAGCCGAACCGGGAAUGUCGAAGUGAUUACUCGGUUAAUUUCAUUGAAUGACCACAGUGUUCAUUGUGACAGCAGUUGCUGGUUGAUUGGUAAUUAAGACAUGGAUGACCCGAUUACCAUGGAUUCGAGUGACGAAGGCAGUGACAACGAGGGAGUGAAUGUGGCCGGGAGGAACAACAGCGCCCUCUGUCUGGCCGGAAAGUCACUACUCAAACCCAAACUAGACUCCAUCUUUGCUGAGGUGGAGAAAAACCUGCCGUCCAUUGAUUUUGACUUGUCAGAUGUAAGCUCAGACAGUGAAGAACCUGUGAUUUUCCAGCGACAUUUGAUGAAAACGUAUCUAGAUGAUGACGACAAGGAUUUUGACACGAGCCUCAAUGAGGAGUCCUUGUCGGAGCUUUUUCACGCCUCCCGUGACAAUUUCUCCUACAACUCCACCACACAGGCAGACAGUGAUGUUGGUAACUCUGCGUCACAACCUAUAUACGACAAUGAUCUUGCACUCAAGAUGCAGAAAUCAAACAAAGCAACAGCUUCUACAGGUACAGGGGUCGCGAGCUGGACGGAGGUCGUAAUAGAAGCAAGGGAAGACCCAAACAGCUUUACGGAACGUCCCCAAGUAAAACUGCAAAAUUGGCUGGAAGAACUGGAUGACACUGUUCCAGAUUUCUCAAAUGCUUUUAGCAUGAUGGAGAGCGAAAUGAUGCGUAGGGUGGAAAGUCAGGAAAAUCUGUUUGACACCGAUUCUCUCGAGGAAAAGAACGAUAAUAAAAACAUUGAAAAACACGAAAAGGAAUCAAAUGAGGAUAGUGUUAAAAAGACAAUGAACAACAGAUCGGGUGAUCCUAAGAUAGAUAGAUAUCUGCAGCAGGAGAUUCGCCGGGACCAGGAGCGAGAAAUCGUGUCCAGUUUGGUAUCGUCUCAGCCCCUCAAACUCAGUAUGGGAACCCUAGGCAGUCUGGAUAUCGACAUGGUUUUAGACAGUAUGAGUGACGACAAUCAGCUUGCUCCACCCAUUGUCCAGGAGGCUUGGCCCGAGGCCCAUCAUAUAGAGUCUGUCUUUGCCACAGGGGAUGGAUCCAACAAAACAGAGACCAAUGAAAACCGGACACUGAUUGAGAGACUUGCCCAGAUGUCGAUGGCAGAGUCCGGCAUUGACCUCACAGAUGUCGACCCUAACACAGGGGCCCACAAGGAGACAUCAGGGAGGGACAGUGGGGGGGAGCCCAACAAUGCUCAAGGACAGACUGACGGAGAGGACAAGGACAAAUGGGGUCGCCCUGUAAAACGACCUCCGACCCCUGACAGUGCUGACAAGGAUGACCUUCUGAAAGAAUCAAAAGUCGAGACUGUGAAGAAAACUGCGUCUUGCGGAACAAACACCUCGGGCACAAAUGACCAGCCACCCAAGAUCAUCAUACCACGCGUCAAACCUAAAGUGCCAGAAGUACAGGCUCCAAAGAAACAGGAACCAGACACUGUUUUCCUCGACCUGAGAAACUUUGACAAGACGCGGCAGGAACAACAGGAAAACAUCGAAAGGGUCAAAAGGAUUCUACAUAUCAAACCAGAGAACAUAGGAGACUCGAGUGACGAGGAGGAGGUGUCUGCCGACUGUUGGAGGGAUGUCAGGAAUAAGAUCAAGACAAAUCUGUCCUCCAAGGGUGUGACUGCCGAGGUACUGCCCGACAAACCACAGCUGUCAAGGACCUACACGGAUGCCCGCCAGCCCCAGAGGGUUAUAAACAUGAAGCCCAAGACCCCCGGGCAGGGAGACGGCCUCACAACCCCCCACCCUGAGGCACAGGAUGCAGAGACAGAGGCUAGAAGACAGGAAGAGGAGGCAGAGAAGGAGAAACGCAACAAGAUGGAAGAGGCCAAAAAACAAAGAGAACAGAGGGAGUCUGAGCGACAGGCAAGGGUGCGUCUGUGUAAACGGUUAAACGCCCUUCGUCCCCAGGCCUCCGUCAGUGGGAAACAGGACUCUGCUGAGACUACACCUGUGGUGUUUGAUAUUGAUGUCUCGUAUGAGCCCGCCCCACGCAGUCUCCCGACUGUCCUGCAGCCUGACCAGGAAUGUCUGCUGCUGACUGUACACCUGUCCAGUAACGGCGAGAUCAUCCUGCACCGCGGCAAGAGUAAAAGUGUAGACACUGGUAUUGGGCUGUCGGCUAGUUACACGGUCCUGUUGACCUGGCUGAUGUCGUAUGUGCCGGACAACUACAACUUCCUCCAGCCACAAGCUGCUAAGGACGACGAGGGCGGAGUCCAGUACCUCGCCCCGCCCUUCUAUGUGGUGGGCCUACAACAGCUGUGGCUGGAUGAGCAGCACGCUCUGGUGGUCGCUGUUACCCCGACACAACAGUUCCGUCACAAGCACAUCAAACAUAAAAAGUCAAAGGUUAAAGAUGAAGUGAAGGAUAGUUCACCGUUUCAACGACACCUUGCCAAAUUCCUGUCCACAAACACCCUCCAUACAGUGUGUCCAUGGUUACAGGAUCUGGUAUCCGGGGAGGUACCGUCGUCACAGGUCGACCCCGCGACAGGUAGCCCCUCCUACGUGUACCGCCCACCCCUACCAAACAUCACCAACAAACCGUUGUCAACCUUCAUGCAGAUAAACCCUGACCAAAGUGCGGCACAGAAAGUGUUUAAUACUUCCGUCGGCUUCUUCUUCCAGACCGUUGACAACGAGGACUCCAGCGCCGAUCUCACAUUCAACGACGAUGGCGUGAAUUACGACACGCAGAAUACUAUGUCUCUUAUUUAUAAAAAGAUUUUCCAGGACCCACGUGCUACUAUGGGUAUAUUUAACCGUGUGCUGCAAGAGGGUCUUGAUCUGGCCGGUGUACGAUUGCUAUACCCGACCCCCGCGCUUCUGAACCUUGCCUCCGGUAAACCGUCAGUGCCGACUGACAAUUCCGAGGCCAAGACUGAUCUGGAAGUACUCAAUAACAUUGGACCUGUACUGGCCGUGUCUAUAAGGGGAACAUUUGGCAGGACAAUCUGGCUGGACGCCGUUGGACCCUCGGACCCAUCCUUGGCUCGUAGGACCGACCCCAAUUCUUUGUGUGCUUUGUAUGGCGGGAGUUCACGUGACGAAUCUUUACUGUUCUGUCCAAGGAAUCAAACUCGCGUACACAUAGAACUGACACGCUGGUUUGGUGGUAGAGUGCCGCCAGGUGGCGUUAUAGAUGUUGGAACACCGUAUACCAAAAAGGAUCACCUUCGUAGCGGAAGUCCCAAGGGACGGAAAGGAAAGAAGGUCACAUUUAACGAAUUCCGGGAAAAGGACGAUAAACCCGUAGUUGUGCCAAGCAGACGACCUCCAGCAACCUUGACCUCUACAACUAAGAGUGACAUUUUUCUGGUCCUAUCCCCGAGUGUUGGACCUAGGUGUAUGGGUAUCGUAAUGGCGACUUGUCAGCGCCGUGGUUACCAAAUUAGGGGCAUCAGGAGGUCUAGAUUAACGCCUAAAAAAGCCUGUUCUUUAGGUAUUGGGAGUGAGGCUGUCCCCAUCUUCUGUCCCGGGUCUGUUGAAGGGGUGGAAGGGGCCGAAUUUGUAAAGGUCCGCGGUUCCCAGGAGAAGAACACUGAGGCCCGACUGCCAUGUACGCUACUGCUGUUGAAUAAGGAGAAUGCUGCCCACCACGCAGCCAGCCUGAUAGAAGCCUGUAUGGUACAGCUGACACUCCAGGGAGUCAUGGGUACAAUACAAAAGACAGUCGACUUUCCCCUCAACUCUAAACAGCUGUUCCACGCGGCACGGUACUCUGACGGACUGCAGGCUCUCCUUGGGGGAGAACUUAGCAAGUGUGUCGACUAUGAGAUCAGUGUAAACCCCAGCUUUGUGGUACCCAAGCUUUAUACUAACCCCGAGAUGGAGGAGAUCGUGGUCCUCCUCAUACUGGGCCACAGUAACCUCAAGAGUUGUGGCCUCCUCGUCGGUCAACUUCUGAACAUGGUGCCGUUCAGUAAGACGCCCAUCACCCUCCCCCUGAGUGAGGGCUUUGAACUGCUGGGUGUCAAGUGGGUGCCCUCCCUGACCCUAUCCCAGGCCAAGGAGGUCACUCCCUACGAAGUCGGGGACCGCCAGUGGAAGAAAAACAUACACACACUUACAGAUGAACCUGCACUUGUUCUAGUCCUGCGAGGUAUUAAUGGGUUUGAGAAACUAAAGUCGGUCAUUAACAACUUGUCCCAGACUCCACAGGGUGACCACGUAGAUUAUCUCAUGUCCCAAACAGCCGAGGAGGCGUACUCAUUCGCCCGCUCCUUCUACACCGAUCGUGAGCUGUUUGCCGACCCUCGGUCAAGGUCACUCCUGCCGUACCUACCCAGUGUUCGACACUUCCCUCAGGGCAGAGACAGGGAACGAGGUUCGUCUAUGACAAGGGAAUCUAUUUUUGACCUGAUGCAGCGAGAACCUCAGCCAUUCACAACCUUCCUCCUUAUCAAACCACGUGCUGUCCGCAGACAUUUAUCGAAAAUUCUCAAAAAGAUUGUGCAGGAGAAAUUCCACAUCUCAGCACUCCGCCAGUGUGUACUUGAUAGAGGUCAGGCAGCGUCUCUAGUGGACAGGACAGACAUGGACGAAGAUUUGUUGGAAAAACAUUUGACCUACUUAACCUCCGGCCCCUGUGUGUGCCUCACUCUGGAACGAGAGAAUGCGGUGAAGUACCUACUUGACUUGUUGGGGCCAAUGGACCCUCAGGGAGCCAGACGACUCAGUCAGUUCUACUGGAGGGGCGUGUUUGGGGCGGACCCCGUACUCAACGCUUUCCAUGCAUCCAAAGAUUACCUGACGGCUGUAACAGAACAGAAGUGUUUCUUUCCCGAGGGCCUUUGUUGUACAGCCAUUCCAAGCCUCCAGGACGAAGAGAUUCAGUGUCCAGCUGAGGAUCUGACAAUAGCGUUGAAGUUUCACGAAGAGAGAGAACUUUUGGUGCAUGAAAAACACGUCGUUGGCGAUGACAGUCUCACAGAUUCCAUGCACCAGCUACUGUUACAGACAACAUGCGUUGUAUUAAAGCCUGGUCUAGUCCGGCCCAAGGGGAGGAAGAAGUGUGGCUACGCCGACGUCAUAGACGGUCUCCUGGCAAACGGGUAUGAGAUUGUGGGUGCGAGGAUGUUGUGGUUUACACAGAAACAGGCGGAGCACUACCUCCACGUUAUACACGCUGGCAGCUUCCAACAGGUUCCCCUGUUGACCUCUGGCCCCUGUCUAGUCCUGGCCCUGGAGAGGGACAAUGCUGUCGUCACAUUUGAUUCCUUAUUAGGGAGUAGCUACGGGUCAGACUCUCUACUCAGUCAAUAUGGCGAUGACAUCACAAGACCUAGCGACCAGAAUCAGGCCCACAACAUGCUGAGGUUUUUCUUUGACAAGCUGAUGCCAGGAAGUCAAGUAGAAAUUGUAUAAACGGCGGCGAAACGAUGAAAGGAGGUAACUCAGGAACACACAGGAACCCAUGAACAGUAAAAAAAACAGAUGGUGGAAAACAUAUUUUUUUUAAAUAAAUGAAAUCCAUAUGCAGUUUGAAGUUAGGAAGGAUUAUUAAACAGGGAGAAAUCUACAGCAUCUGGAUAAAUUGUGUAUUAAGAAGGAUAGACAGUAUUAGAGGGAGUUAAAUGGACAAUUUAGUCAACCGGGCCCUGAAUUCUUAACAUUAAGGUCCUUCUCAAGUAUUGAAACCAGUAUUUACGGGCUAUUUUCCUUAUUGCAUUGAUUGAAAUAGCAGGGUUUAUGAAUUUCUGUUAGGGGAUUAUCUUUUGAAAUAACACGAUGGAAGAAUGGCUGAAAGUUUAAUUCUAAAACACUUGAGAGAAAAUGUGAAAUUUAAAACUAAUUAAAUGGAGAACAUUCGUCGAGUCAGGAAGUUUUGUGAAACCGAAGCCACAGCACUUAAAAGGAGAGGGGCAAUAUAUUUAAAAUACAAAAUGUACAAAGGAAAACGGCCUAGUUUCUUAGCCAAAGGACAGGUAGGCUCCACAUGAUAUGGCAAUGCGUAAACAAUUAAUAUAUUCCUUUAUAAAUUACUGAUUACAUCAUUAACUAUGUAAGAGUAUCACUUUGUCGAAGGAAUAUAUUUCUGAUAAAAUAUUGACAUGUGAAUUAUAUUGCCACUUUAGUAUGACAGAAUAUUUUGUACUUGUUAUCACUUUAUGUGUUUGUUUUGCCAUGGUUUGAAUUUAAAUCUUCACAUAUAUUUGUAAUAUUUUCUGAUUUGGAAUUCAAAUAAAACAUGUACAUAAGAAAUCUAGAUAAAGAUAGAAAAUUGGAAUUUUGAAUAAUUUUAAGUUUCUCCGUGUUAUUAAUGUGUAUUUGCUAUUUAACCAUUAAUUUCUGACCAUUGACUUUGUUAAUAUAAAGAAUGAUAUAAUUUUUUAUCAUAUCAGGCAUUUUCAGGAAUAUUGAACGAAUUUAAAGAUAUUCAUCAUAGCAUGCAAUCCUAUAUCUUGUGUUUUGUGGCAAAAGAUGUGGAUAAAUUUCAUCCAAAUUAAGUUCAUUGUUCUAUAUAAGCAAUUCUUAGAUCAUUAGUGAGGAUGAGUGUGAUAGGAAUACAUGUACGUGUAUGAGCUGUUUUUUGAUUUAUUGUCGUAUCUGAUUGGUUAUCCAGUCAGAAACCAUCUGAUUAGUAGGCGUACCUGAUUGGUUAUCCAGUCAGAAACCAUCUGAUUGGUUGUCGUACCUGAUUGGUUAGCCAGUCAGAGACCAUCUGAUUGGUAGGCGUAUCUGAUUGGUUAAACAAUCAAAUGACAUCAUCUGAUUAGUUGAAAUGAUAGGUUGGUUGUCGUAUCUAACUUGUUGUCCAAUCAAGGACAAUCUGAUUGGUUAUCCAAUCAAGGAACAUCGUCUGAUUGGUUGAAGUGGUAGAUUUGUUGUUGUGUAUGAAAGGUUAUCACAUCAGGGAACAUUAUAUUGGUUGUACAGUGUGGACUUUAAUAAACAAAACAAAAAGGUAUUCCGUCCUUACAGUGUGAUAUUUACAUAAUUUAUUUAGAUAUUUAUAAUGUCGAAGGAUCUCCAAUGGACUAGAUUUGUACUUUUCAUCAUUCCAUCAUCCUUGUUUUGUGUGUUUCGUUACAAAUUAUUAGUGCUGUUUCACAUUUUCAACGCCUCGCUUAAAGCAGUAUUAAACAAUAAACAUGUAUCAUUAAAAAAAUGUAUUUAUAUUUUCAUAACUAUUGUGUCCCUAUCAAAUGGUACUAGAGUUCAUGAAUAUUUAUGGUUUGAAAAGUGAAGCAUCUAUUUUUUCAAAUCACUAUUUUUCUGUAUGAAUUGUUUAUAUGAAUAUAUACCUUUUGUGAGUAACUACUUCAGAAGUUUUUUACGAUGUUGAUAACUUCAUGCAUUGGAAUAUUUAAGGCCAGACGGUGUAUAUAAAUUUGGCGGAUGAACAUGUGUUCAUCAAUAAAAAGUUCCAAUUGUAAAAUAUAGAAGCACUACCAUUGGGUAUAAACAGACAGUUCUUGUCAAAAUGAUUUUGUGUUUGGAAUGAAUUGAUGUUUUGUUGAUUUUCAAACACAUCAAGAAAGCAAUCGCAUAAUUUCUAUAAAAUGUUUUUCAAAGUAUGUUAAAACUUUACUUCACGAUUUUAUGUUUCGAACUCUGUCGAAGUUGGAUUCAUUGGAACUUGUCAAAUUUAAGCUGUUUCAUUUGCCAAUGAAAUUAAUUGGUUAGCAUUUGCACUGUGAGCAUAACAAAAAAUAUUUCACAUGUAGAGUCAGCGAUUUUACCUCGGCAUUGCUACGGAUUACAAUACAUAUCAAAAUUUAACAUUUUUUAACCCUUUCACCACUGUAGACCAUAAUGGACUCAUCCAGAUCAAUGCAUGGUAGAGUCUACUAAGGUGAAAGGGUUAAGUAGAAAUGUAUGGACUUAUAUUUUGUUACGAAGUUUGAUGAGGGAUGAAUUGAGUUGGAAUUGGGGCAAAUUCAACAUGAUUUCAAAAUGAAGUGAUCACAGGUCAUCAUUCAUAAACAAAAUGUUAAACAGAUUUGUACAUCGCUGUCUGUUUGUUGGUCUUAUAGGAAUUAUUCUUUUUAACCAUUCUCAAUCAAACUGAGAGAUGGUGCCAACCAGUGGAUUUAUUUCGUUUGCAUUGCCAUGUUAAAUUUGUUUCAAAACCAUCUCAAUUCAAACUCGACAAUAGCAGGAUUCGAUCUUCCGAAGACUUUGGAAGAGGAAUGUGUAAUAAGUGUGAAUUUAAUAAAUCGACAUAUCAUUGUAAAAAAGGUUGUCAAAAUAUGUCUGUUUGUCAAUAUGUGUGUUUGAGUCCUGAAUAUUACAAUCACCUCGUCAUAGGAAUGUCUUUUCAUGUAUAAUAGCAUUAUAACUCGUGUGGUUUUACUGAUGAUGAUCAAUAUUUAUUGUAUUUGUUAAAUAGACGUUAUGUUUAAGUUUUCACAACACGACAUGUCGUUCUGGCAUUCCGUAUAAUAUAUCGAAAACGUGAAUGACUUAUAUUAAGUGUGUUUCAUGUGUGAUCAUAACACCCUCUUUUUCAAGAUUUCAGAACUUUGAAGAGGACAAUAUUUUACCCACUUGCUCAAAACUUGUUUCUUUGGUCAUCAAAUGAUUAUUUCUUUUAAAAUGUAUUCAAAAAUAUAAGUUCCGUUCAUUUGAAACCGAUUGUUUUCAGUUUCUUUCAAUUUUAUGUUGCUAUUACCUUUACACCCUUGCAUCUCUUAAGUGAAAUGUUCAACGUUAACUUUGUUUUUAUAUGAUUUUCAAGCAGUGUAUUCUGAAAAAAUCCACAGAUUUCUUUGUUUAAAAACACAGGGAAAAGGUCAUUAGAAAAAGAAUGUAUGCAGGAUUUUGACGAAUUGUUUUUCAGUACUUCUACAAUAUCCAAUGGUAAAAAAAGAAGAUCGGCCAUUUCAUUUUCAUUGUAAAAUCGAGACCCUUACAUGGUGCAAACUGUUCGACGUUAAAAUCUGUGUGCUAGUAUGGAACGAAAAAGGUAAACCAGGUUUCUUUCCUAAUACAUCAGUAAAAUGUACUUUUUCAAAAUCGUUCAUGAUUAUUUUUGUAUUAUGUUUCAGUUAUAUAAAUUGUACAUAAAAUGUGAUUGAGUAAAUCAAUUUUAUAUGCACAUAAAACCGUGACCAGUAUAUAUACCCCUCUGUGAUACUUCAGUCUCGUGUUUCAGCCAUUAUACAUAAAGUAUCAUCCUCGAAAUUUGAAAAUAGGUUCUCUUACGUUCUCUGCUCCUCUGGAACAUGUCAGGAAGAAUAAGAAGGUUCUUUACGUGCCACAUGUAACAUGCAGUCAAAAACUGACCAAUAUACCUUUCCGUUGAAGACUACAGAAGAGCGACUUUCAACAUCCAAACCUGUCAAUUUUACCGUUCACUGCCGUGAAAUCCAAAAGAUACAACGUAUACAUCGAAAAAGUUUCACGGGAGUGAACGGUAAAAUUGACAUGUUUGGAUGCUGGAUGUUGCUCUUCUGUAAUCUGCAAUGGAAAGUUAUAGACCUAAAUAUUGGUCAGUGUUUUGACACAUGGAACCUGCCGAACAGACAAUCCGCAUGCCUUUGAUUUUGUCAUGUCACAUUCCAGUGGUACAGAGAACGUAACAGAUCAUAACCCUUGGAAAUACGGGGAUGACAUUAUUGUCUUAGAACAAAUGGAAAAUAUAUGCUGUAAUGAUUUGCCCUUAAUGGUAUUAACUUUGGUUAAUUGAUAUAUAAUGCCAUUUAACAGGGUUGACUUCAAUGUAAAACCAAUGCUAUUCAAGCUCGAAGCAAUCAGAAACGAACCAGAUUGAUAAAUAUCUGAAUUAACAGAAUCCUCUUGCUGUGGCACUAGAUUUGUAAAUAUAUUUCCUUUUAAUCGGAAACAUUAAAAUUACUGUACGUGUGUGUAAUAAAUGUCUAAUUUAUAAAGUAUUGGCAUAUUGUUGCCGUACUAUACUGAUUGUGAUAUGUGUGAGAACGGGAUGGAAAUUAAGAAUUUAAAGAUGCUUGCGUUGUAUUAUCAAUUUGUUUUGCUUUUCAAUUCUUAGCUGAAAUUUAACAUUCCAAAUAAAAAAAAGAGUUAUUUACAAUCAUAUUCCAUGAAAAAUGGUUGAAAAAUACAAUUGUUUUA